This is a messenger RNA of Achroia grisella, 855 nucleotides long. RefSeq lists its product as uncharacterized. The transcript has a single exon. NCBI's taxonomy places the organism in Eukaryota, Metazoa, Arthropoda, Insecta, Lepidoptera, Pyralidae. The annotation marks the transcript as partial. The record is from RefSeq and is a predicted model, not a curated record.
UAUUUGGGGCUUGACCUGGACAGCCGUUGGAGCUUCCGCGCUCAUUUCCGGAACCUGGUCCCUCGCCUUAUGGCAGCCGCCGGCGCUCUUAGCUGGCUGCUGCCAAACGUGAGGGGCCCGGGAGAAGGUUCCCGCCGCCUAUACCUCGGCGUGGUGCGGUCCAUGGCCCUGUACGGGGCCCCCAUCUGGGUGGGGGCCCUAGGUAGGGAAAAUGUGGCCUGUCUUAACAGGCCACACAGGGCCAUGGCCAUCAGGGCCAUUAGAGGCUACCGCACCAUAUCCGGGGAAGCGGCGGGUCUGCUGGCGGGGUCUCCUCCGUGGGACUUGGUAGCGGAGCUCCACGCGUCAGUGUACCACUGGCGCGCGGAGCGACGUUCCAUGGGGGAGGCACUCGCUGGUCACGAGAUCGAAGCGCGGAGGUCCGACUUUCGGCGGAUCCUCAGGAUCGAAUGGCGGGCUAGAUUGAUGAGCCCGUCGGCCGGCCUGAGGACCGUCGAGGCUGUCCGUCCCAUCCUCAAACGGUGGAUGAAUAGGAGAUGGCCACUGACGUACCGCAUGACGCAGAUACUGUCCGGGCACGGAUGCUUCGGGCGGUAUCUGUGUCAUGUGGCGAGGAAGGAGCCGACGACCGGCUGCCACGAGUGCGGAGGUGUUGAGGACACGGCGCAACACACGCUGGACGAAUGUCCAGCGUUCGAGAGUGAGCGCCGUGUCCUCACACGAAUAGUGGGGGACGAUCUCUCGCUGCCGAAUUUAGUUCGGAGGAUGGUCAGUAGCGAGAGAUCGUGGCUGGCGGUGAGCUCCUUCUGCGAGGAAGUUAUCUCGCGGAAGGAGGCGGCGGAAAGGGAGCGGGAG